Polypterus senegalus (gray bichir) is the source of this 2531-nucleotide messenger RNA. Its product is annotated as inositol-trisphosphate 3-kinase B-like. Gene Ontology annotation, cellular component: nucleus; cytoplasm. Bases 1055 to 2512 code for a protein of 485 amino acids. Gene Ontology annotation, molecular function: inositol-1,4,5-trisphosphate 3-kinase activity; inositol tetrakisphosphate kinase activity. The record is from RefSeq and is a predicted model, not a curated record. Gene Ontology annotation, biological process: inositol phosphate biosynthetic process. NCBI's taxonomy places the organism in Eukaryota, Metazoa, Chordata, Cladistia, Polypteriformes, Polypteridae. The transcript is spliced from 8 exons.
CACUCAAUGCACUACAAUUUCUAGUGGACACAAGGUAGUGAGCGAAGAGGCCGCUGUGAUAGAUACGCAAGCAGCUUGCGUUGAAGUGUGCAGUGUGGAUAAGGCAGAGAUGAUACGCGUUGGAACCUGAGACCGUCUCUUCGAGGAGUAAGCGCAAAGGAUUUUCUAGUCACUCUGUGGCCUCAGAGAGUGGUGGAUUUCACUGGACAGUUAAUGCUGCUUCAGAAGUUUAGGGGUGCCUCAAGGAAAAGGAGACCUGCUUUGUGAAAUCCCAUUGUAUGGGCCCUUUUAUCUUUUGGGAAAUAAGGAGUUGAUGGAAUUAAAAGGAUUGUCAGAGGUGCAGCUCACCACUCAGAAGUGUGAAGGUAUAUGACAAAGCUUUGACACUAUGUUUAAGAGAUUAACAGUGCUAGGUGGAGGUGGGGGGGUUUGAAUUGAAGCCACAGAGAAGAACAAGACAAAAAGAGAAAGCACAGAGGCCAGCCCUCAUUCCUUUUAGGAAACGAGCCAGUUUCAGCAUGAGUAUAUAAAUGGAAGUUUAACAAGCGCUGGGAAAUCGUAAGUGCUGUGUGCUUUCUCACUCCGGCCACGCCACACCAAGGACCGCAUUCUGAAUCUCCUCACUUCAGAUAAAUAAGACCAUGGUAAGCCACUGAAAUUCAUGAGUAUUGAAGAAAAUGGGAGAAUGCCUGGGCAAUUCAUUGGAGUUGCUAUCUGAUCAGCUGUAAGUUUAAAGCCAACAGGACUAGACUUCGAUGAACUUGUGGAACUGCUUCUCUAAUUGCCAUUUGUUCACACUUUGUAUCAUAUUAUUCUGGACUAAUAAUUACUGUAUCUACUCUUGUCUAACUCCAUACCCCAUCAUCAAGGGUCCUUGAAAUCUGUGAAAUUCUUGUUUCUGGACAUAUUGCACUCCUUGAGGCAAGAAGGGAACCAUUUCACAGUUAAGUCAUUUGCAAAAUUUUAAUUUGGGAACUCUUAAGUCCCAAGCCAGCAAAGCCUAGUGUAAGUCACCUCAAGAGACCAAGCUCUACACUCUGAAAUAUCUGCUACCAUGGAUACCAGCGUUGUAAAUUCUGAUCUUGAUGCUCUUAGAAACCACCCCAAAAGUGCUGAAAGUGACAGUGUAGUUUACAGUUGUUCAUCUGCCAAAGGUGAUCAUUUAGGGCAGAACUCGGAGAACCGUAAUGACUUACAGAAAGUACAGCCUAAUCUGAAGCCAGAAGGUGACAGCAGUGGCCAGAGUGUAAGCCCUCCUGUGGCAAAAGGACUAGAAAAUCUGAGUGUGGUGGAAGAUGCCCAGAGCCAGACAGACCAUGGUGAGCCCCGCUCCAGGCCCACAGGGCAAGGAGAAACACAGGCAGCUGAUGCUGUUUUACGUGGCUUCCUCCGAAAGAAGUUGCAUCGCUCCUCUGACCGCUCAGUAUCCAGUUCCUCUGCUUCCUCAUUAAACUAUUCCUCUCAGGAGUCUGAUGAAGUCUUCAGUGAAGAAGAUGACAAACCAGACAAGAAGAAAAUACUGCGGAAGACUAAGUCAUGGAAGACCUUUUUUACCAUGGUGCAUUGGUCCUUCAAGAGACAGAACUCCUGGGUCCAGUUGGCAGGUCAUGAGGGUAAUUUCCGCCCAAGUGAGAGUGGUCAGAUCUUGAAAAAGUUUAGUGAGGUGGAGAAUGCAUGCCUGAUAAAGCUCAUGGAAGAUGUCCUUAAGCCCUUUGUCCCUAAUUACUAUGGAGUGACUAAUUGGGGUGAAGUCAAAUAUAUAAAGAUGGAGGACCUGCUUAGUGGAUUGGAAGCUCCAGUUAUAAUGGACUGUAAGAUGGGAGUCAGGACAUAUCUGGAGGAUGAACUGACCAAGGCACAGCAGAAGCCAUCCCUUCGGACUGACAUGUAUGAAAAGAUGCUGAAAGUGGAUCCUAGUGCCCCAACAGAACAAGAGCAUGCCCAGCAUGCUGUGACCAAGCCACGGUACAUGCAGUGGAGGGAGACCAUGAGUUCUACAGCUACUCUGGGCUUCAGGAUUGAAGGUGUCACGACGGACAGUGGCAAGGUGAUGAAGGAUUUUAAGAAAACCAAGACGAAACAGCAAAUUAUUGAUGCAUUUGUGAUGUUCACCAAGAGCAAACAACAAAUCUUGAACUCAUAUCUGGCUCGCCUCCUGGACCUGGAGAACAUUCUGAAGACAUCAACGUUCUUCAAAACCCAUGAGGUAAUUGGCAGCUCCCUUCUUUUUGUCCAUGACCAGAAAGGAAAGGCAAAUGUGUGGAUGAUCGAUUUUGGCAAGACUGUUCCCAUUCCCAGUGGUGGGACAUUAUGCCACGAUUUACCUUGGGUAGAGGGAAAUCGAGAGGACGGCUACUUGAUUGGCCUGGGCAAUCUAAUCCAGACUGUCCGAGACACACUACGUCAGAUCCAAGAUGUUGCAGAAUUGGAGGAAACUGACAUGGAGACAGUUUCCAGCACCAAACAGGAAAUGCCAACCUUUGAAAGGAGGGCAGCUGCCAAUGAGUGCUAAGGGUGUGUAGAAUGAGGGA